Molecule: messenger RNA, 3463 nt
Organism: Epinephelus lanceolatus (giant grouper)
Lineage: Eukaryota; Metazoa; Chordata; Actinopteri; Perciformes; Serranidae
Source: RefSeq, a predicted model, not a curated record
AUGGAAGUGCCUUGCUACAUGCCCAAACUCCUGUUUGAGCUCAAUGAGCAGCGUAAGCGGGACUUCUUCUGUGACUGCAGCAUCCUCGUCGAAGGCCGUGUCUUCAAGGCCCAUCGUAAUGUCUUGUUUGCUGGGAGCGGCUAUUUCCGGGCUCUUCUUGUUCACUAUCUGCAGGAUAGUGGACAGCGCUACAGCACAGCAUCGUUGGACAUUGUGACAGCCGAUGCCUUCUCGAUUAUCCUGGACUUCCUUUACUCUGGCCGCUUGGCCCUGAACAGAAGCAAUGUCAUUGAGGUGAUGUCAGCAGGCAGCUACCUGCAGAUGACUGAUCUGGUAAACUUCUGUAAGGGAUACAUCCGCUCAUCUUUGGAAAUAUGCAACAAAGACAAGGAGAGGAACACAGAGAAGGAGAACCAGGCACAGGAUGGAGCUAUGGGUCCUGCAGACAGCGGCACUCCGGCUGCAACAAUCUCCAGUGGCACAGGGGCUGCGGAGCCUCAUUCGCAAGCUGCAGAGGCAGACAGAGGGUCGGGUUUAGGCCCGGAGUCUGUUACCUCGGCUAGAACCCCCUUGUCCAUACCUGUCACCACAACUCCAGGCACCGGCAGGGACAUGGAAAACGACUACCAUUCCAGGGGGGAAUUUGCAACUGGUAAUGAAGGACAAAAGGGACACAUGGAUCAGACUAACCUCUCAUCCUCUUCAUCAUCUGCUUUGACCCCUGAGUUAGUGAACCCCAAGAUAGAGUACGACCCAGAUGAGGAGCUCAUGGAAUCCCCUGACACCAAAGACCUAGCCUCAUUUCCUGGGCCAUCUCUCCAUAACCCUCAUCAUAGCAGACUACUUCCUCCCUCUCCCUCCAAUGAGCGCUCUCCCUUGGGAUACAGCCCAUCCUUUAAUGCAAGGCACCUGAUGGAGAUGCUGGCCAGAGGUGAAGGCCCCAGUCCUCUGGGGGAAAGAGUGGGGCAGCGCUUUAACCAAGGACUAGGUAGCAGCACGGGAGGAGGCCGAAUGGAUGAAGGAUUAGGGUUUGUGGGAUCAUCUAUCAUGGAGAUCCAGUCUGACUGGCUCGGAGAAGACACAGGUGAUGGUUUGGUAGUGCCAGUGAAACUCCACAAGUGCCCGUUCUGCCCGUACACUGCCAAGCAGAAGGGAAUCAUGAAGAGACACAUCCGCUGCCAUACAGGAGAGAGGCCGUUCCCCUGUCCUAUGUGCGGCAAGAGGUUCACAAGACAGGAGCACCUUCGCAGUCAUGCCCUCAGUGUCCAUAGGCAUUACUGGCCAGUGUCAUGUAAGAGCUGCAGGCGAACCUUCACUGGAUCCAGCGUUUCGCCAGGACUCAGACGCUUCGGCAUCUGUGACAGCUGCAACUGCGUGACCACCACCCAUGACGACUCCGCCUCCGUUCACCCCGCCAGCCAACCAGAGCCCAUGGAGCGUGCAGACGGGGCCACAGAUUGGUCCAGUUUUAUGGACGAUGUUGAUGAAGUGGAAGUCGGCAGAGUUGAGGACUUGGUAGAGAAACAGAUGCUUGAAAGGCAGCUGGCUGUCUGCACUGAUGUAGGUCACACGCUGUGAAUCUGUGGCCCGCUGCACUUAGAGAAGAAGACCAUUCCUUAAACUGUUAAACUAGUGUUAAGUUAACUGUGGCCAUACUGUUAGUGAUGUUAAAUUAUUACUGUAAGAUGGCCUUAUUUAUUGACUUGUUUGUAACCACAACAUGUGCCCUUUUAACUGUUGAAGAUAUUGUCCUCCAGUGAUUUGCCUGGCAGCAAAUACUCAGUGUUUUAUCUCUUUAUUUGUAAUCAUAAAUGUGGUUUUUAAUAUUUCUUUCUUUCUUUGUGCAGUUGCUAAAUUCCACGUGUCUCUGUAUGUGCUGCACAAAAAGAGAACGUGGCUUUCAAGCUUACAUAAGAUAGAAAAAAGCUUGUUUUAUUUAAUAAGAUGGCAGUUUGAGGAUAAAGGAAGUUUUGCGAUCAUACCGGAGCCAUUGUAGGUAUUGUUACAAUAAAUGUAUUGUGUAAUUGUGCACAUAUUUCCUUUGAUCACACUUUAUGCAUUAAUGUGCUUUUCUACGUGUAGAUACUUUCUUAGCUUGUGAUAUUUGUACAUUUCCCUGCUGCUUGUCAUGGAUUCACAUCAACCUGCAGUAUUGAUACAGAAAAUGCCGUUUGGCGCCCUCUAGUGGUUUAAACCCAGAAAAUCUGUGAGAGUUGUCACUAAAAUCAGACUUUUUGCAUUGAGGAAGCAACUGACUUCAUUACAAUGUAUAAAGACAUAAUUUAAAAUGAUUUUACUCUGUUUAUUGGAAUAGAGGAGAGGGGACAGUUGGGACGGUGCCUUUUUAGGAAGUUAGAAAGCAGCUUUGCCUGUGCCACUCAUUCUCACCACACACAGCCACACUUUUCACUUUGAACGUAAAAGUGGAGACCUGAUUAAUCCUCACAUUUUAUUUACAGUUUUAAAAAUUACACUGUGUACGUCUUCUACCAUACUGUUUUUAGCUAUGCCACAUACAAAAAAAACACAUCAUUGGAAAGCUGAUUUUCUGGCCUAUCAGUUGAUGCUACUGUUAACUGUCUGAAAUGUUGUUGGUAGCAGGUACAGCAGUCUGAAGUGUGUCUGCUCUCACUGGGACAGCUGAGACAAUACUGUUACCCAGAGGCGGCUGGGACAGUUUUGUUCACAGUACCUUGUUACAGAUUAACAAAAAGUAGACCAAAAAUAAAACAAAGGCUUUUUCUAAUUAAACAGAAAAAGUAGUCAUUUGUUUGUGAUCCCUCAAUAAAACAAAGGCUUCUUCUAAUUGAACAGAACCCACUGCAAAGUCCAAGAGUGAAUGUUUACUGCAUGAACUUCAUACAGGUCUACAUCUCAACCCCUGAGCAUAGUGUGUGUCGAGUUCAACUACUGUAAAACUUUAAUUAAAAGCCUAGUCCCAAUUAAACGCCCAGUCCCCUUACAAGCCCAAUGUGGCUACACAUUUUGAAAAAUAAAUGCCUGUCUGACUUAGAGGCCUGAUCUGGUUGUUAAGCAGUUCUUUUUUUUUUUAGUAGAAAGAUGUAUAAAACCAGAUUGUUGGCUUCCACAAAUUAUGUGUGCGUUCCACAAUUACCUCGUAAGUUAUUCAUAUUCCUUUAGUCUGUAUGGGUCCUCAGAUCAAAAGAAUCAAACGGGUAUUUCGUGAAAAUUAAUCCAAGUUGUGAGGAUUGUUUUAGUGGGAUAAAGUGGGGUUGUGUCUAUGCCGGAUGCUGUAAUCCUUGAGAAGCGUUACUCUCUUUUACUGUGAUACAUUGUCUGUCAGAGCUAGAUCAAAUUAAUGAUUCAUACUUGAUAUAUUAUCUGAAGCCUAAUUUUGAAACAACUAGUUUUCAAUACUGGAUUAAAUAAACAAUUUGAUCGUGUUCCCAUCUUUGCUGAGCACCAGUUUGUGUGAAAGAAAUUAAAAGCUGUCCCAAAUAGA